UUCACACAUUCACACCAUUCUACAAAUCUCUUCAUUCCAAUCAUUUCCUAUUUCAUAUCCUCUCUUUUUCAUAUUAUAAUAUAAAUGUAACAUUCUCAAAAGAAUAUUGCAACUUAUAAAGUACAAACCUCUUCAAUAAUUUUGAUCAAGUUAUAUAUUAUGAAUUUUGAUCUUGAUCUUGAUCUAGGUCUAGCCCUUCAUGACUAUGAAAAGAGAGAAAACAAGAAGAAAAUGGAGAGUAAGAAUUAUCUAUCACUUUCAUUAGGACCAUCAAAGGAUGAUGAUGAAGAAAAUGCUAUAACUCAAAAUUCACUUACUUCUCCAAGUUUAGAGUCUUCGAUUUCGAACUCCAUGAACAUGAUGAAGAAGGAGAUUGGUGAUGAAUUUGAGGUAGAGAUUGAGAAGGUUCCAAUUACAAGGGUUGGAAAUGUUGAUGAAGAUGGUAAUUCAAGGAAGAAACUUAGGCUCACAAAACAACAAUCAGAAGUGUUGGAAGAAAAUUUCAAAGAGCAUUCUACUCUUAAUCAGAAGCAAAAGCAAGCAUUAGCAGAAAGGCUGAAACUACAAGCUAGGCAAGUAGAAGUGUGGUUUCAAAAUCGGAGAGCCAGGACAAAAGUGAAACAAACUGAAUCAGAUUUUGAAGUACUAAAGAAGUGUUGCGAAACUCUAACAGAAGAGAACAAGAAAUUGAAGAGAGAGCUGCAAGAACUGAAGUCAGUGCAAACAGUGGUAGCAACACCCUUUUAUAUGCAGAUUCCAACAGCAACACUAACUAUGUGUCCUUUGUGUGGUAACAACAAGAAUGGCUCAAAGGCUCGAUAAUUGUAAAUUUCUCACUAGUUAGCUUGCAAGUGGGAGGAUAUAGAAUCUUGUUCUCCUUUGGUAUCUUAGGAAAACUUUGGUGUUUGAUGCAUUUUGUAUGAUAGAUUAUUUGCAGUUACUUAGUUUUUUUUUUUUGGUUAGGCUUCUACAUGUAAUUAAGAUAUAAAUCAAUAUAUUAAAACCACAAAUAAUUUGAUAUAAAAAUAUUGUAAUAAAUGAAGGUUCGAGAAACAC
Vicia villosa (hairy vetch) is the source of this 1056-nucleotide messenger RNA. RefSeq names its product homeobox-leucine zipper protein HAT14-like. The record is from RefSeq and is a predicted model, not a curated record. The transcript has 3 exons. Lineage: Eukaryota; Viridiplantae; Streptophyta; Magnoliopsida; Fabales; Fabaceae. The coding region runs from base 160 to 822 and encodes 220 amino acids. Gene Ontology annotation, biological process: regulation of DNA-templated transcription. Gene Ontology annotation, molecular function: DNA-binding transcription factor activity, RNA polymerase II-specific; sequence-specific DNA binding.